Molecule: messenger RNA, 1817 nt
Organism: Vigna radiata var. radiata (mung bean)
Lineage: Eukaryota; Viridiplantae; Streptophyta; Magnoliopsida; Fabales; Fabaceae
Product: abscisic acid 8'-hydroxylase 1-like
Exons: 7
Coding region: 129-1688 (519 amino acids)
Biological process (GO): sterol metabolic process; abscisic acid metabolic process
Molecular function (GO): iron ion binding; heme binding; (+)-abscisic acid 8'-hydroxylase activity
Source: RefSeq, a predicted model, not a curated record
CCUUUCUCCACCCUAUAAAUACCUCAUAUCUUUUGCUUUUUCUCUCUCACAACAUAUCAUCCUUAUUCAUAUCUUUCUUCUACUUUUUCUUCUUCUUUCCCAUACACCAACAACUACACAACAUACACAUGGAGUUCACCGCUCUCUUGUGCUUCCUUGUUUCUUUCAUAUCUAUUAUUCUCCUCAACUUACUCAUCAAAUCCUUCUCCUUCUUCUUCCCUUCCAAAGUUAAUAGACAAUUGCCGCUUCCUCCUGGGACCAUGGGUUGGCCAUAUAUAGGAGAAACCUUCCAAAUGUAUUCUCAAGACCCAAAUGUUUUCUUUGCCACAAAAAUCAAGAGGUAUGGUUCUAUGUUUAAGUCACACAUUUUGGGUUAUCCUUGUGUGAUGAUUUCUAACUCGGAAGCAGCAAAGUUUGUGCUCACCAAAGCUCAACUCUUCAAACCAACAUUUCCUGAUAGCAAAGAGAGGAUGUUGGGGAAGCAAGCCAUUUUCUUUCACCAAGGAGCAUACCAUGCUAACCUCAGAAGGCUUGUACUUCGCACCUUCACCACCGAGGCCAUCAAAAAUUUAGUCUCUGACAUUGAAUCCAUUGCCCAAAAUUGCCUCAAUUCAUGGGAAGGAAAGUUGAUCACCACUUUCCUCGAAAUGAAAACGUAUACCAUCAACGUGGCCCUGCUGUCAAUAUUUGGAAAAGAUGAAAAUCUGAAUGCAGAGGUUCUGAAGCGAUGCUACUACACCCUUGAGAGAGGGUACAACUCAAUGCCCAUAAACCUUCCCGGAACACUUUUCCACAAAGCCAUGAAGGCAAGGAAAGAGCUUGCAGAUAUUGUGGCUCGAGUAAUCUCAAAAAGGAGGAAGACGAAGCAAGAACACAAUGACUUGCUGGGGUCGUUCAUGAGUGAAAAAGCUGGACUAACUGAUGAACAGAUAACAGAUAACAUCAUUGGUGUUAUUUUUGCUGCUCGUGACACCACUGCAACAGUACUUACGUGGAUUGUUAAGUUCCUUGGCGAAAACCCCAGUGUCUUAGAAGCAGCAACCGAAGAGCAUGAGUCCAUAUUAAGGUGCAAGGAAGAAAGUGGAGAAGAAAUGGGCCUGAAUUGGUCAGACACAAAAAAUAUGCCUGUGACAUCGAGGAUCAUACAGGAGACUCUAAGAAGAGCAUCAAUUUUGUCUUUUACCUUCAGAGAAGCUAUAGAGGAUGUUGAAUUUGAAGGAUAUCUCAUACCAAAAGGGUGGAAAGUAUUACCACUUUUUAGGAACAUCCACCACAGUCCUGACAACUUCAAAGAGCCAGAGAAGUUUGAUCCUUCAAGAUUUGAGGUGGCUCCAAAACCCAAUACUUUUAUGCCAUUUGGCAAUGGGACCCAUGCAUGUCCUGGCAAUGAAAUAGCCAAGUUGGAGAUGUUGGUGCUUCUACAUCACCUGAUCACAAAGUACAGGUUGGCAAUCUGGUUUAUUACCAAACACAAUCUCGUUGUAACCCUUUUCAGGGUGGUCUACAGUUGGUGCAAAAAAUGGGAUUCAGUAUGGCCCCUUUGCUCUUCCACAAAAUGGAUUGCCCAUGACAUUUUAUCCCAAAAAAUAAAUAUCAUUCAAAUAAAGAGUGGAGGCACACUAAGAAGCAACUUCUUCCAUAUGGAAAUAAUCCUUCUAAAUAUAGUACAAUUUAGAUUACAGAAAUGAUGAAAGAGACCUCAUAUAAAAAAUAAUCUCUAAUUCUUUUGAACAAAAGACAAUGGAAAAUGCUUAUUAUGGUAUGAUCAGCGAAAGAAAAGCAUAUUGUACAGGAGUAGGUCUUAGCAAGACUGUCAU